Exophiala spinifera is the source of this 1575-nucleotide messenger RNA. RefSeq lists its product as uncharacterized. Gene Ontology annotation, cellular component: plasma membrane. Gene Ontology annotation, biological process: transmembrane transport; nucleobase transport. Lineage: Eukaryota; Fungi; Ascomycota; Eurotiomycetes; Chaetothyriales; Herpotrichiellaceae. The record is from RefSeq and is a predicted model, not a curated record. The transcript has 12 exons. Bases 1 to 1575 code for a protein of 524 amino acids. Gene Ontology annotation, molecular function: nucleobase transmembrane transporter activity.
AUGGAGGAUGAGAGACUUGACGUUAGUUUGCUGUCUGUUGGUGUCGCCGAUGCAAAGCCUGACAUGAUGCCGACGAACAGUUUCUACUGGAUGUCCGACGCUCUUGCUGGAGGUAGUUGGAGCACCGGAGCAUCCCUUAUUACUCUCGGAUUCACCGCGCGGACAGCCAUUCCAAUCGCAUUCUGCUCCUACUUCCUGGUAUCCAUUCCUUCAGCGCUUACCGGUCGUAUCGGGACCUUCACCCACACCCCUUUCCCUGUCAACAUCCGUGCAUCAUUCGGUCCGUGGGGAAGUGUCGUCCCUAUUCUUGCCCGCAUGAUCAUUGGCCUUAUUUGGAUGUUCGUGCAGACUUACCUCGGUGGUACUUACGUUACAAUCUUGCUCUCGGGCAUCUGGCCUAGCUACAACAGAAUUCCCAACAGACUUCCUGCGAGCGCUGGAAUCGAGUCGAAAGAACUACUCUCGGUUUUUAUUUUCUGGUGCAUUCAGGUACGUCUGACGACGUGUAUGAGUGGCAAACUUCGAUAUUUGUUUUUAGUCAAAGCAAUCAUCGUACCGAUCUGCUACUUUGGUAUCUUCAUAUGGGCGAUGAUCGCCACCAAUGGAGGUGACACUCCAUAUAUUCGUGGCCGAUCGACCGGGUCGGGGUGGGCUGUUCUUCAAGCGAUCAACGCUCUUGCUGGAGGCGCCUCAGCCGUCGAGACGAACGCGGCCGACUUUAGCAGAUAUAUGAAGCACGGCAGCGGUAACUUCUGGCAAAUCUUGUGGAUCCCAAUCACAAACACCCUCCCUAUCGUGGUGGCCACCCUUGCGACCGGUGCCGCUCAAGCAAAGUACGGCGUAUACGAAUGGAACGCGGCUGAUCUUUUCUUGCUCUGGAACAAUCGAGCUGCUCAGGUCUUUUGUGCUGCGGCAUUCAUUCUCUCAAACAUUGGAAUCAAUAUCAGUGCCAAUGCCGUGGCGUUUUCGAACGACAUGACCUCCCUGUGUCCGCGGUAUUUCAACAAUUUCCGGUCGUCGGCCCUUUGCGCGAUUCUGUCCUUUGCGGCUUGCCCGUGGUUGAUUGUGCAAAACGCUCCGGCUUUGCUCAACUUCCUCGGUUCCUACGCAUGUUUCCUUUCAGGUAUUGCAGCAAUCAUGAUCGCCGACUUCUACCUCGUCCGAAAGGGUCGUGUCGACAUGCGUGAAUACUACAACUUCCCCGGAGGUAUCUAUUGGUACUGGUUCGGUUUCAAUUGGCGAGCCAUCGCAGCCUGGGUCAUCUCUUUUGCUCCCAAUCUUCCUGGACUAAUUCACGGGGUCAAUGCCAAGGUUCCUAACGUGCAACCUUAUACAUACUACUUUAGCUGGCUGUUUGGAACCGCCGUGUCCGUUGCGUUAUACAUGCUCAUAAACUACUUCUUCCCUCCGAAGGCCUCUCUGAUCAACUACACCUUGUACGAAGAUGACAUGAUUGUCAGCGAGACCAACGAUGUGGAAGCAGCCGCGGCGACCGAGCUCAGACGUGAGAGUGUCACGGAGAAGCAGGGAGCAGAGGAGACAGUUGUUGUUCCGGUGCCCGUCAUCAAAGAUUGA